Messenger RNA from Ceratina calcarata, 3613 nucleotides. It is a transcript of the gene Vps11, whose product is annotated as vacuolar protein sorting 11. The record is from RefSeq and is a predicted model, not a curated record. Gene Ontology annotation, molecular function: protein binding; protein-macromolecule adaptor activity. The coding region runs from base 160 to 3423 and encodes 1087 amino acids. NCBI's taxonomy places the organism in Eukaryota, Metazoa, Arthropoda, Insecta, Hymenoptera, Apidae. Gene Ontology annotation, biological process: intracellular protein transport; endosome organization; vesicle-mediated transport. The transcript is spliced from 16 exons. Gene Ontology annotation, cellular component: HOPS complex; endosome.
UAAUAUAGGUAGUAGUGGGAAGAGCGAAAAUGGCCAGCGUGCGAGUGAUCAACUCCGUUGUCAGGUAACUGUCAGAAGACAUACCUCUGUUCAACUGUGAACACACCGGAUAGACGAUAUUCUCCCGCAAAUGUUUAGAUAAACGAUCAACAUUACACCAUGGCGUUUCUCGAGUGGCGGAGGUUCAAUUUCUUCGACCUCAAAAAAGAAGUCGAUGCCGGGAAGGUUGCCAAGGCGCUCGGCGAGGCCCAAGUGACGGCAGCCACCAGCGGUAAUGGGAACUUAGUGUUCGGGGACGACACAGGCAAUGUGCAUUUAGUGAACAGGACCUACGACGUCACCACGUUUCGCGCGUACGAGAUCACGUUAACUCUAGCACAACAAGUUCAACAUUCCACUUUCUUAUUCACAAUUGGUGAAGAUGAGCCAGGUUGUAAUCCUACAAUAAAAGUUUGGAAUUUGGCUAAGCCAGACAAGCAGGGCAAUCCAACAUGCGUCCGUAUCAGUAGAGCCAUACCUAGUUACAGAGCGGUUCCUGCGACUGCUCUGUGCGUGCACACUAGUCUUACGUUAAUGGCUGUUGGAUUUGGAGAUGGUUCCAUCAUGCUGUAUAGGGGCGAUUUAACUAGAGAAAGAAAGAACAAGAUAAAAGUGUUGAAGGAUACUAAUGUUUCUAUCACUGGUCUAGCAAUAAGAUCCACUAGCAAACAAAACCACUUAUUUGUUGCUACACCGAAUAGUGUAUUUCUAUACAAUGUUACUCUUAAGGAUAAAGAAUUUAAGUCUCCCUUGGACACUAUGGGUUGUGCCAGAAAGUGCAGUGUUCUCGCCGAGUCGAUGCAAGACAGCCAUUUCAUGAUCGGCCGAAACGACGCAAUUUAUUGUUAUACACCAGAUGGUAGAGGUCCUUGUUACGCAGUAGAAGGUCAGAAAAUAAUGUUAGAAUGGUUUAGGAGUUAUUUAGUUAUUAUAGCUAAAGAAGCCGCUAACGUUCCGAGAACGUCGACGACCAUUUCGGCAAAGCCAAGUACCAUAGAACCGAUACCGCCAGGAGUAGAUAAACAUGUGAUUACAGUUCUUGAUAUACAGAACAAGUUCAUUGUUUUCUCUGCGCCAAUGUUGUCCGUGCAAGCUGUUUUAUCGGAAUGGGGUGGAUUUUUCAUACUGAGCGGCGAUAGUAAACUAUAUCAUCUGGAUGAGAAAGAUUUACAAUCCAAAUUAGCAUUACUCUUCAAAAAGAAUUUAUACGACGUAUCGAUAAGGAUAGCCAAAAAUCAACAGUACGACGCUGAAGGGCUGGUUGAUAUAUUUCGACAAUACGGAGAUCAUCUGUACUCGAAAGGGGAUCAUAAUGGAGCGAUAGAACAAUAUAUUAAAACGAUUGGGAAAUUAGAACCAUCGUACGUAAUCAGAAAAUUUUUAGACUCCCAACACAUUGAUAAUCUAACGACUUAUUUGCAAGCUCUGCAUAAAAAUGGGCAGGCGACAGAAGACCAUACUACUUUAUUAUUAAAUUGCUACACGAAACUUAAUCAUACGGAUAAGUUGAAAGAGUUCAUCAUGACGAAAGACAGGGAGGUGGAUUUCGACGUCGAAAUCGCAAUAAAGGUUUGCCGACAAGCAUCGCCGGAAGAUGCCCUGUUGUUAGCGCAGAAACACGGUCGUCACGAAUGGUACCUCCGGAUCCAGAUAGAAGAUAAGCACGAGUACAAAAAGGCAUUAGAAUACAUGGCAACUCUGGAGUUUGAAGAAGCAGAAUCGAACAUGAAGAAAUAUGGUAAUAUCCUCAUAGAAAAUGUGCCAAACGAAUCGACGCAAUUUCUAAAAGCUUUGUGCACCAAUUAUAGGCCUUCGAAUAAACCGCUUGUAGACCAGGAAACUUUAGAUGGUACCGUGGACCAACAUAUCGAUAAGGCUAAUCCCGAAGAUUUCAUUCACCUCUUCUUAAAUAACUCUGAACGUCUGGUAGAAUUCUUAGAGCACUUGGUAAAAACAGAUACCAAAUGGAGCACUCUCGUCUAUAAUACAUUGGUGGAGCACUAUCUCCAUGUUUGGUCAGCUUUAGACAAUGACGGAGCGAAAAUGCAAUACGAGCAGAAAAUUGUUCGACUCUUACAAAAUUCGGAGGCUACUUACAACAAAGAUCAGAUAUUAAUUCUGUGCCAUCAACAUAAUUUCAGACGAGGAUUACUGUUUCUUUACGAGGAGAAUAAACUAUAUCAGGAAAUAUUGCGAUUCCAUUUACGAGAAGGUGACAGCGAUCAGAUUUUAGCUACGUGUAAACGAUUCGGACAUCAAGAUCCGAAUUUGUGGGUUCAGGCGUUAUGGAGCGUCGCAAGGAAUAAAGAAGCACCGGCCAAACUUCUCGCAGACAUAUUAGCUUACAUAGCACAAGAAAGACUUCUGUCACCACUGAUGGUGAUCGAUGCUAUCUCUACUUCGCUUUCGUGCACGUUAGGAGAUGUAAGAACGUACUUAAACAGCGUGUUAAAAACGGAACACAAGCAGACGCAAGUAGAUAUAGAAUUAACCGAGAAGUAUCGAACGGAUACCCAGAAGAUACGAGAACAAAUAGAAUCGAUUAAAAAUAGCACGAUAAUCUUCCAAGGAUCGCGUUGCAGUGCAUGUCAUCAUCAAUUGGAACUGCCAUCGGUACAUUUUAUGUGUCAACAUUCGUACCAUCAACACUGUUUCCAAAGCUUCUCGGAAAACGAAAACGAAUGUCCGGCCUGCCUACCGAUUAAUAAAAAAUUGCUGGACAUCAUAAAAGCGCAGGAACAGUCUCGAGAUCUCCACGAAACGUUUCAUAGUUUAUUAGACCGAGCUGAAGACCCGUUCUCUUUGGUCGCCGACUAUUUCGGUCGCGGUGUCUUUAAAAAGUUGAUGGUGAUCACCGAUAACGAUAAGUCGAUGAAGUUCCAGGAACAAAAAUUGAACUAUGGACCAGGAGCGGAAGCUAGGAUAAGAUUAAUAGAAGGGAAGAAUCCAGCUUCAGGGAAAACAGAAACUCGUCGUCCUUACGAUAAUCUCUCUACAACGGCAGAUGAUCGUCUACGAUCAUUUCCCAAAACUGAUCUGUAUACCUCGUCGUUAGAAGCGAAUAUCUCUGGCAGCGGCAGUGGUAUAUCGACUCCGCGAGGCAACUCGAGGAAAGCUUCGCCAGUGCCUAUAAGAGAGGCUCGUAUUCUAAAUAGCAUAACACCCAAAUCUUCACCUGCCAAGUCUUUUGUACCACCGAAAACACCGAUCGUAGCUUCCAAUCCAUUCGAGGUGGACGACUACGACGAAUCGAAGAACCCGUUCUCCGAAGAGAAAGAUGACGAUGAUGAUACUAAUCCCUUUAAGAAUGACGACGACACGAAUCCUUUUAAAGAUGACGACGACGACGAGUAUAACAAGAACUUGAAUCCUUUUGGUACAUAAAUUGCAUUUAUUCCAUUUAACUGAAUUACUAAGGUCGUGAAUAGUCAGUGAAUCACGCGUUAUUAACGAUUAACGAAAAUCGUCUCGGCUUCUGAACAAAGAGAUUAUAAACCACCCACAUAUAUAAACUUGUAAAUCGAUUGCAUAAGUUCAGUUCAGCUUUUAUCAGUAUAAUCCUAGUUAAAGGAUA